GUUGGCCCUUUGCUCGGCACAGGAAAAGCCGGCUGUGACUGAAGCCCGGCGUAUCACAGUUCUGCGAGGUGUGGCAGAUUUUGUUGGCCUGAUCUAAAGCCAAUAUUGGCCGUUCCCAAUGUCAAAUGGAGUAGAAAGCCAGUUCGCUCCCCACACUGGCAAGGAUCACGCGACAAGGUCGCUGCGUUCAGAGCAUGUAUGCGGGAUCAUCGGAGCAAGCAAGCCAUGCAAGCAAGCCAUGUUUCCAUUACUGUGUAAUGGGCAUGCCUGGGGCCUAGUCGACAUUCAAAAUCAUGGCCACAUACCUCGAUGCAGAUGAAGGACUAUUUGAGAUUGCCGAGGCAUUCUUUAUCACAGUCCUGGGCUUAUGGCCAUUUCCCCUAUUCUUUAGAUUGAGCUCCUCGAUUCGUCUACCUCUCAUUGCUUGUCGUAUCCUAGGCUUUGGCCUAAACCAACCAUCCGGGGUUGUGUCCGCCAAUAGGCAAAGUAUCACGACCCGGAGCGGAAGACCUGAAGGCAAUCAGCUCUGUUUGGGUGUGUAUGUACGUCUAAAGAGAGAAGAGAGCGGGGAGCUCGAGCUAAGUACAGGGUGCCACGCUAGGGUCAGGUCAUGUGACGCUGACGUCACAACACAAAGAACCAUCGCCACAUGCUCUUGUGAGAAAGCACAAGUGGUUUGUAGAUAACUUCAGAGAUGCUCUCAAACUCACCACAACCGGGAACCUCUCUCUCGUA
Molecule: messenger RNA, 735 nt
Organism: Hyaloscypha bicolor E
Lineage: Eukaryota; Fungi; Ascomycota; Leotiomycetes; Helotiales; Hyaloscyphaceae
Exons: 2
Coding region: 294-686 (130 amino acids)
Source: RefSeq, a predicted model, not a curated record